AUGUCGGGCACCACGGAGGAGAAGAAGGUCCCUCUUGACGCCGGGAGCAGCGAGGAGCUAGAGCGCGGCUCGAAUUCCGUUGCUGGCGGGUUUGACACGUCCGCGACGAAGAAGUUGAUUCGCAAGAUCGAUCUUGUGUUGAUUCCGUGGUUGGCUUUGCUUUAUUUGCUGAGUUUCCUCGACCGCACCAACAUCGGCAAUGCCCGUCUCGCCGGCCUCGAAGAGGACCUGGGCAUGUCAGGCCUCGACUACAAUGUCGCCCUCGCCAUCUUCUUCCCCUUCUACGUCGCCGCCGAAAUCCCCUCGAACAUCAUGAUGAAGCGCUCGCGCCCAUCCCUCUGGAUCCCCUCGAUCAUGAUCGCCUGGGCAAUCGUCUGCUCGCUCAUGGGUCUAGUGGAGAACUACGCCGGGCUCCUCGUCGCGCGCGCGGCGCUCGGUAUCGCGGAGGGUGGACUGUUCCCUGGCGUUACAUUCUAUAUAACGAUGUGGUACAAGCGGCACGAGUGCGGUCUGCGCAUGGCGAUCUUCUUCUCGGCGGCCACGGCAGCAGGCGCAUUUGGGGGCCUGCUUGCGCGCGGAAUCGGCGAGAUGGACGGGAUUGGGGGGAAGGGCGGAUGGGCGUGGAUUUUCAUUAUCGAGGGUAUUCUGACGUUUGUUGUUGCAAUCGCCUCCUUCUACGUAAUGAACGACUACCCCUCCACCGCGAAAUUCCUGUCCGCGCCGGAAAAAGCCGAAGUCGAGCGCCGUCUGCAAGAAGACCGGUCUUCUCUCGCGGACGAGUACAACAUGAAGUACUUCUGGGACGCCGUCAAGGACUGGAAGAUCUGGGUGCACAUGUUCGUGACGGUCGGCGUGUACACGCCGCUGUACUCGUUCUCGCUGUUCCUGCCGACCAUCGUGUCGAGUCUGGGGUACCAGAACCACGAGGCGCAGCUGAUGACGGUGCCGCCCAUAAUCGGCUUCAUAAUGCUCAUCUCCUCGGACAACAACGGCGUCAAAUACGCAGGCACCUUCUUCGCCGCGUCUGGAAUCUACCCGAACGUCCCGCAGGGCGUGGCCUGGAACGGGAACAACAUCGGCGGGUCGUUCAAGCGGUCUGUCGGCAUCGCAAUGCACGUCGGCUGCGGGAACUUGGGGGGUGUGCUGUCGAGUUUCAUCUACCGGAGCCAGGACCGGCCGCACUACCGCAUUGGGCACGGCACGCUGAUUGGGUGUUUGACCAUGUCGACGAUCCUGUGCAGUAUCAUGACGGUUUAUCUGAGACGGGAGAAUGCGCGCCGCGAUCGCGAGUUUAAGCCGCCGGCUGAGUACUCGGAGGCUGAGAGGGCGGCGGAGAGGGAGAGGGGGGAUAGUGCGAGUUUCUUUAGGUAUACGGUUUGA
Molecule: messenger RNA, 1380 nt
Organism: Aspergillus mulundensis
Lineage: Eukaryota; Fungi; Ascomycota; Eurotiomycetes; Eurotiales; Aspergillaceae
Exons: 6
Coding region: 1-1380 (459 amino acids)
Biological process (GO): transmembrane transport
Cellular component (GO): membrane
Molecular function (GO): transmembrane transporter activity
Source: RefSeq, a predicted model, not a curated record